Messenger RNA from Tachysurus fulvidraco (yellow catfish), 3568 nucleotides. It is a transcript of the gene pld1b, whose product is annotated as phospholipase D1b. Gene Ontology annotation, molecular function: phosphatidylinositol binding; D-type glycerophospholipase activity. Lineage: Eukaryota; Metazoa; Chordata; Actinopteri; Siluriformes; Bagridae. Bases 188 to 3289 code for a protein of 1033 amino acids. The record is from RefSeq and is a predicted model, not a curated record. Gene Ontology annotation, biological process: cell motility; intracellular signal transduction; regulation of microvillus assembly. The transcript is spliced from 26 exons.
AGGAAACGUGCACGCGGAACACGGCAUGACGGCCAGUGAAGCGCGUGCACGACGGGGUUUUGGGCGCGUCCCCGCUGUGAGGAAGAGAAGCGCAGAGCAGAAAAUCCUGUGGAGAAAGUUUCCGGAUGGUCAGAAGUUGUGACUGAGUUUCUUCUGAGUGCUCUGACCUGGAGGUUGAGUGUUAGCCAUGUCGCAGCAGGACGUCCCCACAGCCAGCACACUGCACCUGGUGGCCUCAGACAUGACCGACAUCAUAGAGAACCUGGACACACGUGAGCUGGACAUUGGAGAUGGAGAGGACAUGUUUGAUGGUCCAGGAGCUAACAGUGCAGAAACUCGAGUGUUGUUUUCUCUGAUCUACAAGACGAUGGGAUUUAAAGAACAGGACGCUCGAGUCUUCCUCACAUCAGCUCCCAUCACUGCCAGAAUCCUGGAGGUGGAGCGUUUUGCUUGUGCACAGGACCGGUUCAACCUCACCAACCAGAGGAGUGUGUCAAAGAAAGUUCCUGCGGUUUUUAGGAUCGAUAUGAAACACGGGAACUUCAGCUGGAUUGUUAAGAGGAAGGAGAAACACUUCAUGGAGCUGCACAGAGAAUUACGGACCUACAAAGCCUUCCUGAAGAUCCCUCUUCCCUCUCGCACUCACACAGAGCGGAGGCAGACGGUCAGACACACACGUCAGAUGCCCACGUUGCCCCGCGGCGGAGGAGACGAACUCGCCCGAGAGGAGCAAGUGUCCAGCCGGAGGCGUCAGCUCGAGGAUUAUUUAAACAAGCUGCUAAAAAUGCCACUGUACAGAAACUACCACGCCACCUUGCAGUUUAUUGAUGUGAGUCAGCUGUCAUUCAUCCAUGAUUUGGGACCGAAGGGCUUAGAAGGUAUGGUUUAUAAAAGAUCAGGAGGUCGCCGGAUCCCUGGACUGAACUGCUGCGGUCAAAGUAAAGUGUGUUAUCGCUGGUCCAAACGUUGGUUAGUGGUGAAAGACUCUUUCCUGCUCUACAUGAAGCCUGACUCUGGUGCGAUCUCCUUCGUCCUGCUGGUUGAUAAAGAGUUCUGUGUGAAAAUGGACUCCAAAGACACAGAGACCAAACAUGGUGUUCGUGUGGACAGUUUGUGCAGGAACCUGGUUCUAAAGUUCUCGAGUUAUCGCCAAACGCGCUGGUGGGGUCAGGCCAUCGAUGACUUUGUACGUAAAUACGGCAGCGCGUUCCUGCAGGACCAUCGCUUUGGUUCCUUCGCUGACAUUCAGGAGAACAUUCUCUCCAAAUGGUAUGUGAACGGUAAGAACUACAUGGAGGAUGUAGCUACUGCACUGGAGGAAGCUGAGGAGGAGAUCUUCAUCACAGACUGGUGGCUGAGUCCAGAGAUUUUCCUCAAAAGGCCAGUGGUGGAAGGAAACCGCUGGCGUCUGGACUGCAUUCUGAGACGCAAAGCCCAAAAAGGAGUUAGAAUAUUUGUUAUGCUCUAUAAAGAAGUCGAACUUGCUCUCGGGAUCAACAGUGAAUACAGCAAGAGGACGCUGCUGCAGCUUCACCCCAACAUCAAGGUGAUGCGACAUCCUGACCACGUCUCCUCCACCGUUUAUCUCUGGGCUCAUCAUGAGAAGAUUGUGGUGAUCGACCAAUCGGUGGCCUUCGUGGGCGGGAUCGAUCUGGCGUACGGACGCUGGGACGAUCGGGAACACCGACUGACAGACGUGGGGAGCGUGACGAGAACCCUGAACACAUCUGCAGAGAACGUAACUGAAGCGUCUCCGUCUAACGGUCCAGUUCAGAGAAACGGUAAAAACUCCAGCAGGGAUCUGGAAGAUCAGCCCAAACUCAAAGGUUGUGGGAAAACCAGGAAGAGUCGCUUCAGCAUCAAGAAACGGCUGCAGAGACACGGACUCUCGCACGCCGACAGCGUGAGCAGCGGCGAGAGCUCUGAGGAGAACUCGGACUUGGCUCAGGAUCUGCAGGCCGACGUGAUCGGGCUGAUGGGGAACACACGUUUCUGGCACGGUAAAGAUUACUGCAACUUUGUGCACAAGGACUGGAUCCAGCUGGACAAACCGUUCGAUGAUUUCAUCGACAGACACAUCACUCCCAGAAUGCCGUGGCACGACAUCGCCUCUGUGGUUCACGGGAAAGCAGCGAGAGACGUCGCACGCCACUUUAUUCAGCGCUGGAAUUUUACCAAGACUGUCAAGUCGAAGUAUCGCUCUCUCUCGUACCCGUACCUUCUGCCCAAAUCCCACACCACGGCCGGCGAGAUGAAGUAUAAGGUCCCGGGCUGCGUUCACACUAAAGUCCAGGUCUUACGCUCUGCGUCUGAUUGGUCCGCUGGUAUAAAGUACCACGAAGAGUCCAUCCACAACGCCUACGUCCACGUGAUCGAGAACAGCAAACACUACGUCUACAUCGAGAACCAGUUCUUUAUAAGCUGCGCUGAUAACAAACUCGUCUACAAUAGGAUCGGAGACGCCAUUGCACAGAGGAUCAUCAAAGCCUACAGGGAAGGAACGAGGUACAGAGUGUAUGUCAUUACUCCUUUGUUACCUGGAUUUGAGGGAGACAUUAACACUGGAGGAGGAAGUGCCAUCCAGGCCAUCAUGCACUUCAACUACAGAACGAUGACCAGAGGAGAUCACUCCAUCGUGUCCCAGCUGAAGAAAGAGAUGGGGGAUCAGUGGAUGAACUACAUCUCGUUCGGAGGAUUGAGGACUCACGCUGAACUGGAGGGGAAGCUGGUGACGGAGUUGAUCUACGUCCACAGUAAAAUGCUAAUUGCAGACGACAACACGGUGAUCAUUGGUUCGGCGAACAUUAAUGACCGCAGUAUGCUGGGGAAGAGAGACAGUGAAGUGGCUGUUGUUUUCCAGGAUACAGAGACCGAGACAUCUGUCAUGGAUGGACAGGAAUAUCAGGCAGGACGUUUUGGACUCCAACUCCGUCUGGAGUGUUUUAGGACGAUCCUCGGCGCUCACACAGACACCAGCAUCAACAUCUCAGACCCCAUCAGUGACCAUUUCUACAAGGAGGUGUGGCUGACCACUGCAGCUCGCAACGCCUCCAUCUACCAGAAGGUGUUCCGCUGUUUGCCGUCCAGUGACGUGAGGACGAUCCUGGAGCUGGAAGGAUAUCUGUCCAAGCCAAGUCUGGAUAAAGACGAUCCUCUAAAAGCUCAGGAAGAACUUAAGAAGAUCCGAGGAUUCCUCGUCCAGUUCCCUCUUUACUUUUUAAGCGACCAGCACCUUCUCCCACCCAUCGGUUCUAAGGAGGCCAUGGUACCCAUGGAGGUGUGGACCUGAGAGACCUGAGGUUCCUCCUGCAGAAGUUUAUCUCAGGAUCUCAGGGGGCUUGUUGACUGGUGAUCUGAGGUUUCACCCUGUGGAAUGAUUUUCCUUUCUAACACUAAGGCUAUGAGACACACAGAGACAAGCCUUUUAUCUCCUCAGUAUCUUCACACAUUCCACAAAAUACAUGUUGACUUGUUGCUCGUGUCUCUCGGCCUUUUUUCUCUACAGGUUAUUAAAUACAAAGUGCCAAAUGUGAGGAUCUUCGUUCACACAAUGUUGGCUGUAAAUUCA